Molecule: messenger RNA, 1278 nt
Organism: Ipomoea triloba (trilobed morning glory)
Lineage: Eukaryota; Viridiplantae; Streptophyta; Magnoliopsida; Solanales; Convolvulaceae
Product: class V chitinase-like
Exons: 3
Coding region: 26-1123 (365 amino acids)
Biological process (GO): chitin catabolic process; carbohydrate metabolic process
Cellular component (GO): extracellular region
Molecular function (GO): chitin binding; chitinase activity
Source: RefSeq, a predicted model, not a curated record
GAUAAGGUUGCUUAAUACACUUCAAAUGGCUCCCAAAAUUGUGUUUUACCUCUUUCUUCUUGUCCAUGUCGUUGAGUUUCAGAUGUCCUUUGGACAAGGCGACGUAAAUGGAGCAUAUUGGUUGGCAGAUGCCGGAGUUCCAGCCUCCGACAUAGAUUCCACUUUGUUCACUCACCUUUUCUGCGCAUUUGCAAACCUUGAUCCUCAAACCAACAAGGUCACCCUUCCCUCUGCAUCAUUUUCCCAGUUCACACCCACCGUCCGCCGCAAAAACCCUUCCGUCAAGACCCUCCUAUCCAUCGGCGGCGGAAAUGUCGACCCCGCCAUUUUUCCGGCCAUGGCCAGCCAACCCAGUUCCCGGAAAUCGUUCAUCGAUUCCUCCAUUUCCGUAGCUAGAGCUAACGGGUUUUCCGGGCUGGACCUGGACUGGGAAUACCCAAGAACCACGAAGCAAAUGGCUGAUCUGGAGUCGCUCCUGAAAGAAUGGCGUGCCGCGUUAGCUGCCGAGGCCGCCAGCUCCGGCCGGUCACCGCUGCUCUUAACGGCGGCGUUUUACUACGCACCCAAGAUUAACGAAUUGAGCUAUCCCGUCCAGGCUAUCCAGAAAAACAUGGAUUGGGUAAACGCCAUGGCGUACGAUUUCUACGACCCAAGCUAUUCAAAAGUAACCCGACCCCAUUCUGCCCUCUACGAUCCCGCCGGCCCCUUCAGUGGAAGCUAUGGGAUUCAGGCAUGGAUAGCGGCGGGGCUUGGGGCGAAGAAAUUGGUUCUUGGCAUGCCGUUAUACGGGAAAGCAUGGCGGUUGGUGGACCCCAGCAAGCCGGGGUUCUUGGUUCCGACCAGCGGCUCCGCCAUACCCAACAAUCAGUACGGCGACAUAUCGUACAAGGAUAUUAAGAAAUUUAUCAGCGAUAACGGUGCGACGCAAGGGUACAAUUCUACGUAUGUGUCGAACUAUUGUUAUGCGGGAACAACUUUUAUAGGGUACGAUGAUGUUGAAUCCAUUUCUGCCAAGGUUUCCUAUGCCAAGAAGAAAGGUUUGCGUGGGUACUUUGAAUGGCAAGCUGCACAGGAUCUCAAUUGGGCUCUUUCUAAACGAGCUAAACAAACAUGGGGAGCAUGAAACAAAAUUCCCAGUCUUCUACUGUUCUACUCGAUCUUAUUAUUAUGCAAUAUAAUAAAUCCAAGUUUAUAUGCUUGUACAUCCAAUAAAUAAAGGAUGAUUAAUAAAUAAACAACUUAAUAAUAAGUCAAGGACUUUUUUCAUUUUCUUGUUCC